Messenger RNA from Orbicella faveolata, 3103 nucleotides. RefSeq lists its product as uncharacterized. Lineage: Eukaryota; Metazoa; Cnidaria; Anthozoa; Scleractinia; Merulinidae. The record is from RefSeq and is a predicted model, not a curated record.
GAAAGGAUAAUGUGGGAAUAAAUAUGCACCUUCACUGCCAUCUAAAGGAGUGUAUUGAAGAUUAUGGCCCUGUUUAUAGCUUCUGGUGCUUUGCUUUUGAACAGCACAAUAGAUUCCUUGGAAACACCAUCACAAACAAUAGAUCAGUUGAAACACAGCUUAUGAGAAAGUUCCUCUCUGAACAGUUUGUUUCCAAUGUUGCCCUUCCUGAGCAUUUUUAUGAACAGUUUACUUCUCUCUUCAGCAAGUACUGUGACUCUUCAUCUGUUAAAUGUGUGCCUGUGGGAUCAUCUGCCUUGCUCAGUAUUGCAACCAGUACCAAUUUGGGAAGUAUUCAGUGGUCAGAAAUUGCAUUGAUUACACUUCCCAGUGCCUAUAAGCUUAUGCACCUGGAUGCAGAUGAUCAUCAAUUGCUUUCAGAAACAUACCAAGCAAUGUAUCCAGAGAAGAACAUCCAAGCAAGCAUGGUCAGCAAAGUAUCAAGGCGGUAUCUUUCUGUUUACCUUGGUGGAGAGAAAAUUGGUUCAAAGUUUGAGUGCAGGUCUUUACGAUCAGCAAGAGUCAUGGCUUCAUGGGCAAGAAAUGAUGGGAAAAUUGAUCCCUCAGAAGCAAUCAGGCCUGGCUUUGUGAAAUUCUUCGUCAACUGUAUUAAGAUUGGAGAGGAGUACAAGAAGCAUGUGUUCGCUUGUAUUGAGUGGUACAGUGAAGACACACAGGAGACACUUUACCGCCGGCCUGUUGAGAUAUGGAGACAGAGAACUUUCAAUAGAGCAGGACCUGCAACCUUCAUGCCUGUACAGCGAUGUUACUGCAAGUUUGUUUCUUCAUCUGUUAAAAUGAAUGGAGUUGAGAAGCUCAUUGUCAGUCCAAUCCAAUGAACAUUUUGCUGAGUAGAGGAAAGAAGCAGUGAAUAGUUCACCCUGUAUCUGACUGUGUGCUGCAUAAUUUUCAUUUAUGCUUAGAGACAUCAUCAUGGUCUAUUGUAGCUAGACUGAAUUUCAAGGCAUUUAUGCACUUAUUACAUGGCAGGUGGGUGACUCCCAUAUGAAAAGGACAGGGGUGCUCAUUGGAAAUUUUGAAAACAACCCUUUCGAGGUACCAAGAAACCCUAAGGGGUACCAAUUCUUACAUAAUACAUUAUCUCCUGUCAUAUAUUUUGGCUCAACACCCUUGGAGGUACCACAAAAGCCCCAGCUCUGACCUUUUUGAGGCUUAACACCCUCAAAGGCACCAAAACCACUUUUUUUUAACCCCUAAAAGGUACAGCAAGCACCCCAGUCCUUUUUAUAUGGGAGCACUCCCCCCUGUGACUACAUGUAACUAAUCACAGGCUUUGAGUAUUCGUUAGUAUGCAAUAUGCAAGGAGUGGCUGGCUGGAACGGGCACUUGGAGAUUGUCUUUCAACAGAAAAUAUCCAUACCCCUCCCGUGUAGGAUUCUUGGGUUCAACCCCACUACCCAAAUGUAUGUGCAUAGUGUACAUACACUCUCCUGCAAAGAUUUUGGUGGGAUCUGAAACUCAAGUUCUUGUAGGAAUUUCAAGUGCCCUUCCUUGGAAUAGUUAUGGAUAUUUCCUGGAAAUGAUCUCUGUAUUUUAAAUGUACUUGUUACAUCUAGUGUGGAUUUUAAAAUACACAAAAGUUGGAUGGAACACAAAUCAGGUUAGAAUAAGUUCCCUUUUCUGGAAUUUUUGGGGAAUAAACUAAGCUAAAUAUAUAUUUUUGGGAGUAUUUUAGCCUUUAGGAAACAGAAGUCAAAGCUAAAUCUAAUCUACAGCAAAAGCCACAUCACAGAAUUCACAUGAAAAAGAAUUACCAAUUGGGUGACAGCUGAGCACCCUUUUCCUGAGCCACAAAAUUCCACUUUAGAGUUCUACAUUUUGUUGAAUAUGGUUUCAGCGUUGUACAGUGAAAAGGAGUUUUCAGUUUCCCAACUUUUGUGUAGUACUCCACAUACCAUAAUUGUUACUUAUUUUCACGGGUACUUAAUUUUGCAAAAAUGACUUAAUUUUCACGAUUUGGGCGAAAAAAUAUUUUAAAAGAAAUUAAAUUUUGCAAAAGUUGUCAGGACACUGAUCUACAAUAUAACAAAUGAAUAGUCUCAUAACUGUCAUAGCUGAUUUUAAUUUUUCAGGGCGAUAGUUUUCAAUCACACCUAACAAAACCAUAUUAAAAAACAAAACUGAAAACAGUUUGAAAUGUUCCUUUGCAACAAAGCAGAACUAUUUGCUACUGUCUAUAUAUUUGCGCUUAUAGAUGAAGGACAUUGUCAAUUUCUUCAAACGGAUCCUCGGGAGGAAGAGCUGUCUCGCCAUUAACUACCCCAGCAACUCCUGCCUUUUCCCAUCCUUUGGUGAGUAAUGCUUUCCCUCACAGCUCGUCAAGUGGUUGUAAAGGCUUACCAUCCAGCGGGCAUGCAAGGGCUUCAGGACAGAUAGUCUUAAAUCAACUGCAAUUUCAUCACAGAAACCAAAUUAUUCAAUGAAGAAUUCAAGGCUAAAUGUGUUGUAGCAUUAUCUUAUAAUGGUUGGAUGAAAGAACUGACCCUCGACUGGGUAAGAAGUGUUCUGGGGGAGUUUUCAUUCACCCGACAAAUCUUGGCGUGGGAUUCGUUCAAGUGCCACGUGAUGGAAACAUUCAAACAAGAACUACGCAUGUCAAAGAUAGAUCGUUUAAUCACCCCAGGGGGUUGUAUGAAAUACAUUCAAGCGCCUGACAUGGUUUGGAAUAAGCCCUUUAAAGCAAAUGUCACAGAGAAAUAUGAUGAAUGGAUGGCUGGUGAAGCGCACUCUUUCACUGCAGCAGGAAACAUGCGUGUUCCACCCUGGAGAGAGAUAGUUAAAUGGAUCCUUUCGGCGUGGGAUGGCUUGGACAAAACAAUGAUUAUCAAUUCAUUCAAGAACUGUGCGCUAACCAUUGCAGAGGAUGGAUCAGAGGAUGGACACAUUCACUGAAGUGAAGUGAAGUGAAAGACUUUAUUUAAUGAGGGUGACCCGUGACAGUAACUAAAGUUACUGAUAAACUUGAGGCCCUCAGCUUAAAAGUAAUCAGAAUGCUAAAAAUAUAUUAUUUACAAUAAAAUGCUAAAAUACGAUAUUAUUUACA